Dendrobium catenatum is the source of this 2199-nucleotide messenger RNA. RefSeq names its product calcium-dependent protein kinase 2. Gene Ontology annotation, biological process: protein autophosphorylation; peptidyl-serine phosphorylation; intracellular signal transduction. The coding region runs from base 394 to 1971 and encodes 525 amino acids. Gene Ontology annotation, molecular function: calcium/calmodulin-dependent protein kinase activity; ATP binding; calcium ion binding. Lineage: Eukaryota; Viridiplantae; Streptophyta; Magnoliopsida; Asparagales; Orchidaceae. The record is from RefSeq and is a predicted model, not a curated record. Gene Ontology annotation, cellular component: cytoplasm; nucleus. The transcript is spliced from 8 exons.
ACGCGAUUUCUUUUCUUUGCUUGGGGUUAAUUGGUAUUCAAAAGCUGAAAAACCAGCCCUCUCCUCCUCUACUUUUUUCUUGGCGUGAAAUUUCUGGAGAGCGUUUGAAGCAAAUUCAAAAUUUUAUCGGUUUUAUCCUGUUCCUUUGCAUUGUUUCUCUCCAUUUUGAUCUUAUUUUAACUUGCAAGGUGUCUCUUUUCUCGGCUGUCUUUUAGAAAACUUCACGGGAUUUCUUAUCUGGCUUGAGUUUUUAUUCGAAGUUCAAACCCUAAACAUGCUCUUUUCCCUGCGUUUAAAACUCCAGAUUUUGUAAAGAUCUGGAUCAUCAAGGUUUCCUAGAAAGAAGUUGAAUCCAAUAUCAAAAUCAAAAGUAUCGACUGUGGAAGAAGAAAGAUGGGAUCUUGCUGCGGAAAAGGGAAAAGAACAGGGCUGGAAGCCAAUGGCCAUUCCCACCAGCCUCCCGCGACGGUACAACCGGUGAAACCCUCACGUCCAUCGCCGGAAACCCAUUAUGCUCCACCAUCUCCGGCUAAGCCAAACCCACCGAUUGCAUCUCCACCCAAGCCUGCCCCAACCAAUAACACAAUCCUUGGCAAGCCAUUUGAGGAUGUUCGCAGCCAUUAUUCACUCGGCAAGGAGCUUGGCCGCGGCCAAUUCGGCGUCACCUAUUUCUGCAAGGAGAUUGCCACAGGCCAUUCUUACGCCUGCAAGUCGAUCUCAAAGCGCAAACUUGUUCAUAAAAAUGAUAAGGAGGAUAUCAAGAGGGAGAUGCAAAUCUUGCAACACUUAACAGGUCAAUCAAAUAUUGUAGAAUUCAAGGGCUCAUAUGAGGACAGGAAUUCAGUUCAUCUUGUGAUGGAGCUUUGUGCUGGUGGAGAGCUCUUUGAUCGAAUAAUUGCGAAGGGCCAUUACUCAGAGCGAGCGGCUGCGAGUAUUUGCAGGGACAUAGUCAAUGUGGUGAAUAUUUGUCAUUUCAUGGGUGUUAUGCACAGGGAUCUCAAGCCUGAGAACUUCUUGCUUGCAACCAAGGAUGAGGGGGCUAUGCUUAAGGCAACUGAUUUUGGGCUCUCGGUUUUCAUCGAGGAAGGAAAAGUUUAUAAAGAUAUUGUUGGAAGCGCUUAUUAUGUUGCUCCAGAAGUACUGAAACGUAGCUAUGGUAAAGAAAUAGAUAUCUGGAGUGCAGGAGUUAUUCUCUACAUUCUUCUCAGUGGUGUGCCUCCUUUCUGGGCAGAAACCGAAAAGGGAAUAUUUGAUUCUAUCUUGCAAGGUGAGAUUGACUUUGAAAGUUCACCCUGGCCAUCUAUUUCAGCGAGUGCUAAGGAUCUGGUUAGGAAAAUGCUUACCCAGGACCCGAAAAAGAGAAUUACUUCAGCUCAAGUUCUUGAGCAUCCUUGGAUUAGAGAAGGCGGCGACGCAUCUGAUAAACCCAUAGAUAGUGCAGUUCUAACUAGGAUGAAGCAAUUCCGAGCGAUGAAUAAGCUAAAGAAAUUGGCCUUGAAGGUUAUCGCGGAAACCUUCUCUGAGGAAGAAAUUAAGGGGCUAAAGCAAAUGUUCGCUAAUAUGGACACUGACGGUAGUGGUACCAUUACAUAUGAAGAGCUAAAGACGGGUUUGGCGCGGCUUGGUUCAAAGCUUUCUGAAGCUGAAGUAAAACAGCUAAUGGAUGCUGCCGACGUAGACGGCGAUGGGACCAUUGACUACAUUGAAUUUAUAACUGCCACAAUGCAUAGGCACAAGUUGGAAAGGGAGGAGAACUUAUAUGGCGCCUUUCAGUAUUUUGAUAAAGAUAAUAGUGGAUUCAUCACAAGAGAUGAACUUGAAACUGCAAUGGAGGAACAUGGUGUGGGUGAUGCAGCAACAAUAAAGGAAAUAAUAUUAGAGGUUGACACUGACAAUGAUGGAAGAAUAAACUAUGAAGAAUUCUGUGCAAUGAUGAGAAGUGGACUUCCGCAACCAGCUAGGCAUGCCUAAUCUGCCUCUGAAGAGUUUACCUGCAAUUUAAACAUUUGUGGUAGGAAGAAAAUGCAAAAAGUGAAAUUGCAAUCUAGUAUUUGAGGUGUAUAGUUUGAUUUUGAGCUUUUGCUUAAUCUGAGGGCUGUCUAUUUUUUCUUCCUUUCUCCUUCUUUUGUACCUUUUUUCACUGGAUUCUCUCUUUUGUGCUUUGGUAGGAUAAAGCGUUUGAUAUUAACUCAGUAAUAA